Molecule: messenger RNA, 9884 nt
Organism: Propithecus coquereli (Coquerel's sifaka)
Lineage: Eukaryota; Metazoa; Chordata; Mammalia; Primates; Indriidae
Gene: CPLANE1
Product: chromosome unknown open reading frame, human C5orf42
Exons: 50
Coding region: 1-9693 (3230 amino acids)
Biological process (GO): cilium assembly
Cellular component (GO): ciliary transition zone
Molecular function (GO): protein binding
Source: RefSeq, a predicted model, not a curated record
AUGGAGAUAAGACUAGAAAUUUUGACAUCAACAAGUAUCAAGCAGAAAAAACCCUGGCCACGAGUCUCCUGGUUGGGACAGGAAAAUGAAGCUGUUUUUCUUUUGGAUGAUAAAUUCAUAAAUGAAAUUAAUUUGCUGUCAGGAAGGACAAAGAAGAAAAUUCCUAGUCUGAAGCCUUUGUUGAAGGAUGUUAUUGUGCUAACAACAUCCAGUAAUGAUGCCUGGCUAGGUGGAGUACUUACUACAGGGGAGCUUUUCCUUUGGAACAAAGAUCAAGAUUGUUUGAAAACUAUACAAGUAACUGAAAAGCCUAAGGAAAUGAUUGAAGCUACAGUAGCAAAUUCUUUGAGACUGUACUUGUAUGUUUCUGGAAAUGGGAAAAGAAUUCUGCUUGUAACACCUUCUGGAUGCAUAUUUCUUUGGGAAUACUUGGAAUUAAAGAAUAUUUUAUAUACUAAAAGCCUUUCAUUGGUGGGUCAGUGGUCCCAGGUCAUACCUGAAAGAACAGUUCUUUUGCCUUCCACUGAAGAUAAAGAAGCUGUAGUGAAUGCUGUUUUUAUAAAAAAUGAGUUAUUUGGAGACUGCUGCUUGUGUUCAUUUACUUUUUAUUCUGGGGAAUGCCUAAAGUUAACGUUUCUAGCAAUUCGGUGGCAUGAGAAUGUAUUUACACCUAUAAGAGCAUUGCCAUACCAUGUUCACUGGGCACAACAAGAAUGCCUUCUGGGUAGUCUCAUUCCUAAAUGUGAAUCGGUAAAGUCAAGAGGAGCUCUAAUUGCUGCCUUUUCAAGAGAUGGCCUUACCCUGGCAGUAACUCUUAAUCAGAAAGACCCCAAGGCAACUCAGGUAUUAUUUAUAAACACACUGAAUUUUGUUACUCUCUAUGGUAGCCUUAAAGGAUGUAGUAGUAAGAAUCCUGUGGUUCCAGCUACUCUUAUCAGGUCCUACUGGGUAGGUGAUAUCAGCUGGACACAUGACAGUCUUUUUUUGGCUUGUGUGUUAAAACGUGGUUCCCUGGUUUUAUUGACUUGCCAAGGUGAAUUGCUAACAUUAAUUACAUCUGGUUGCUCAAUAGAAUUUGGGCCAGCAGAAUUUAUUCCUCUUCAUCCACUAAUAACCUAUCGACCACAGCAGUUUAUGUUUCAAGAUUCAAAUAAUUCUGUAGAUUCAUCAGCUUCUGACAGUGACCCUAUGAGGCAGAGAUUUUCUAUAAAAGCACACUCACGGUUACCCUACCUCAUUAUUUCUGAUGGAUACAUGAUCACAACCCUUCGAUUUCUUGAUAAACUGUCUCCGUCAGUACUCAUGAGAUCACUUCUACUUGAUUCAACCCAGAGGCUUGAGAAAACAUACCGAAGUGUGAUACUGUCUAAGCCAAAGAGCAAAGAGCUGAACUUGCAAUCACUGAAUUCCCUGAGGUCUAGCCUGUUAAAACACCAAGGACAUGAAAGUUCAGCUGAUUCCACUAUCCCCAAAUUCUUGCAAACAGAAGAAACAAUGAAAUUAAAUGAAAAAACAGCAGACUUUCAGGAUUUUGAAGCAGAAGAAACUAAUGAAGGCAGAUACUUUCCAAACAAUUUAUUUCCUUUUUGGAACCAAAAAAAUGAUCUGCUAUUUAGCAAUGUCAAGGAAGGAAGAUUGGAGUUUGCAUCUAUGUUUGAUACGGUACAUGCAAAGGAUGAUACUGAGGAGACAGACAGAACCAUUACAGAACUGCAUUCUAUCCAGAAAAAUCUACUUGCAGCAUGGACUAUAGGAAUUUCAAAAAAUGCAAUAGAGAAAAAUUUAAUGUUAAAUUACACGGUAGUUUGUAUCACUCAUUUUUUCUACAUUCUUCAGUUUAUAAAAUGUCCUUUCCCCAAACUUGAUCUUUUUUUAAGCAAGAGCUCAAGAUAUAAUGCAUGGAUACUUUGUGUCUUUCAACUUUUUCAUCAGUGUUUAUCAAUCCAGUAUUGGGAUAUCAGAUAUAAACAAGAUGUCGGACAUUUGAUAAAGCUGACCUCGAAUACUAUAAAGCUUUUGCUAACUCAACAACAAAAGGGUCAGUUGUUCUCAGAGAAACUUUUAGCCUGUUUUUAUUUACUCAAAAUGGUAGCUGACAAUUUAAAUGAUAUAUACAGUCUCCAACCUGAAGUUGUUUUAGCUUCAGCUGAUGGAGGAAGAACAGCAGUUAAAGAUUCAUUGGUGGUACCUAUUUUUCGAUUGUUUCGAGACAGUGGCUCUCAGGAAAACUGGUCUCAGAACUCAUCUUUUGAGAUUCAUCCUCAAGUAAUAAAUCUUGUGCAACAGCCAGGACACAGAUUGAUUGUUCUCUGGAGAGUAUUAUACAAGAAAACUUUAUGGUAUCAAGCACAAUUAAGCCAAAGAGUUUCUGAAGGUGACAGAGAGUUAACUGAAAAGAUGAGACACGAAGCAUCUACUGUCAAGUCCCUGUUAUGUCAUAUACAGGCUAACUUACAGACUGCUGGAGAUUGCUUGAGCCAAACCUUAGAACUUAAGUCUAUCAAUGGUGAAGAAUGUUUCCUCUUGGGAUCAUAUGAAAAGGCUGUUGAGCUGUGGAAAAAAGCUCUUCAAGAAAUCCAAGAGAAAGUUCCGGAGAAGUCUCACUGUGCAGCUGGGAUGACUGGAAAUGCUCACCCUGAGGCUGCGGUGAGAGUUGUCCGGUCCAUGGCUCGGUUCAUGGCCGCCUAUUUCGCCAAUCAGCAGCUUUGCAUUUUGCCACCUCACAAUGUGAACGUUCUUCCUCCACUUCAUAUUAAAACAGAGCAGUCCCUUCGACUUAUUCCUCUGCAGCAUUCUAAGGUGGCCAGUGUUGUUAGAGAUCAGAAUCUCUCUAAUGUAUGGACAGUGGAAUAUGCACUUGAAUUAUUAUUUAUUGGUGGCCUGGUUCCAGAGGCUGUGUGGUUGGCACAUAAACUUGGAGACUGGAAGACAUCUGUUUCAAUUGGUGUGGCCUUCCAACUGUUUUGUAAACAUGACAGCAAUUUUAUGAGCUCGAUGUUCUUUUCCUGUAGCACAGUGGUAUAUCUUGCAGUUGAGGUGGGCAAGAAAAGUCAUGCAGAAGAUCCCAUUGAAGAAGAAGAUGCAAAUCUGCUAUUUGGUUCAGUGCAAGAAGUACUGAAAGCAUCAGUUAUGGCUGAUGCGGAUAUUCUUUCUGAGACAUUUCAGCUUCUGAUAGACUCUGCCAAGGACUUCAGUAAGAAACUGUGGGGCUUAGUGCCAGUCGGCUUGUAUCUUCCAGCUCCUCCAUUAUUUUGUCCCCAGCCAGCUGUUCUUAGUGAAACUUCCUCUCAAGCUUGGUGUUUGGUCGGUGGGGACCCACGCGGGUUCAACACGCGUAUCCAGAAGUGUUAUUUCUGUUCGGGGCCAGUCUACCCUGGCCACGGCAUGAUGUUCGUCCGCAAUGACUGCAAGGUGUUUAGGUUUUGUAAAUCCAAAUGUCAUAAAAACUUUAAAAAGAAGCGCAAUCCUCGCAAGGUCAGGUGGACUAAAGCCUUCCGGAAGGCAGCUGGUAAAGAGCUUACAGUGGAUAAUUCAUUUGAAUUUGAAAAAUGUAGAAAUGAAUCUGUCAAAUACCAGAGAGAGCUAUGGAAUAAAACUAUUGAUGCAAUGAAGAGAGUUGAAGAGAUCAAACAGAAACACCAAGCCAAAUUCAUAGUGAACAGAUUGAAGAAAAAUAAAGAGCUACAGAAAGUUCAGGACAUCAAAGAAGUCAAACAAAACAUCCAUCUUAUCCGAGCCCCUCUUGCAGGUAAAGGAAAGCAGCUGGAAGAGAAAAUGGUGCAACAAUUACAACAGGAUGUGGACAUGGAAGAUAUUCGAAUGAAAGGGUCCCUUCCUUCAUUGGAUCCUUUCCCUCAGUCGUUACUUAAUUAUUGUACAGGAGGUGUAGCAUUCUUUAUUCCCGGAGCAACUGGAGACCACAAGCUUGAUGAAGUUUCCAUUAGAGUAAUAGGUUGCUUCAGAGAACUUUGUGCUUUGUGUUGGAUGCUGCAUAUCCGAGAUAAGUUAUCCUAUAGUUGCAGGCAAUAUCAGAAAGCAAGAGAAAAUAUAAAGGGAGAAAAGGACCUCGAAGUGGAGUUUGACUCUUGUAUGGUUGAGCACUGUCUCAGUACGGUGGAAUGGGCUUAUAGAAUGCUGCCUUUCUCUCGGUUUUUUAAUAUUGAAGAUCUUAUUCAGGAUAUAAUUUUGAGUCUUAUUGGAGAAUUGCCACCAAUCAGACAGGUAGCAGAAAUUUUUGUGAAAGCAUUUCCCAAUCCUAAGGAUGUAAGAGUUCCUUUAAGAGAAAAAUAUCAUUCUCUUCAACAGAGACUCAAACACUGUGUUGUAAAAGGUCCCCAGACUGAGGAAAUGAUGUCUGUUAUCAUGCAUUCUAUCCAUAAAGUGAGGGCAAAAGCCCUAAAACGUGUGCGGAGAAAUAUAGGUUCUUUUGAGAUGAAUAUAUGGGAACCAAUUGAAGAAGAAAAACCAGAUGAGGCUCCAGGUUUUGACAGGUUUUCCCUGGGGACUAGUUUGAGCAGAAGUACACUCACAGAACUGGGGAAUUCCAUGGUUCACAGUGAUGCAGAUACGGCAGAUACGUUCUCUGAAGUUUUGUUGGUUGAAGAAACAAGUAGGACACAUUUCUAUCAAAGAAAUGCCCUAAAUCAUACGGAAUUAACAUUGAUUGGUAAGCACAGUGAUAAAAAGGGAAUAUGUAAUCAGAAAGAAAACCCUAAAAGGAAAGAAGAUCAUGAAAAGUUAUCACAAAAUACUCUUCCUGUAAUAGGUGCUUGGGAAUUUGAACGUGAUGAUGAUGAAUAUAUUAAAUUCCUUGAUCUCUUCUUGAGUUACGUUCUUGAAAGAGAUCUACAUAGUUCUAGGGAUCUUGGCAUUCCAUUUCUAACCAGCUUUUCUGGGCAGCUUAGAGAAUAUGAGCUUAAUUCUUUACUUUUUGAUGUACAUACAACAUUAAAACGACGUCAGGGCAAAACUAAAAGCCAAAGUGUAUUUAGAGCUGGCUCUUGCUUUGUUGCUGCUCCUGAGUCAUAUGAAUCUGAAAAAUCAUCCUCCUUAAAAGAAGGAUAUGCCAUAAAUAUAGAAAACCAGGCACUUUCAACUUCAGUAACGUUUAACCAAGGGAUCACACCAUUUUUAGAGAACCCUUUGAAUGAAGUCCAUAAAAAUGAAGGAAAGAGUGGAUUGUUUGGUUUAAAACAAAAGUCAAUUUACAGAAUACAAGAUGACAACCAAGAGAAACCUCUAAUCCAGAGAUCAUCAAACAUUUUUUGGACUCCCAAGUCCAUUAAAACUAGAAGAUGUAUUUUCAGAGCAAUUCAGUGUGAUGAUAUUAACCCUCAGGAAGAUCUUCCUGUAGCACUAGAUAACACAUUUGGCAGUAUAGGAAGACUGCUGGAAUGGAUGAUAAGAUGGUCUGAUAGAAGACUGCUCUGUGAUUCUGGUAUAACUGAGCCAUCCUGUGAGUACAGUCCAGUAAUUCGUGUAAAGACCUCUACAGCUGCCAUUCUUACAUCAUUAUGGCUUUUGGAACAACCCUAUUUUGCCUCAUAUAAGGCAAAAAAUGGCAUUAUUAAGGUAGUAGAGAAUCAUUACACUGGGUCUCAGAUUGUUCCCAGUAUUGAGAAGGAGCACAAAACAGAUGCGGGCUGUUCAGUUGCAGUAGCAACUCAAGGUGGAACUGAGGAAAGAAAUGAUCAGAAUAAAUCUUGUCAAAGUAUCUUGAAUAUAAUGCCAACCGAAGCAAAAAAUCCUGAAAUAAGAGAAAUCGAUGAUGAGAUUAUUUCCAUCACUCAUAAUACUGAAAAAGAAUUUAUAGAUAUCAAUGAAGAUCUUCUAGAAGUAGAAACAUUUACACAGCAGGAAAUGGAUAUACACAUAUCAGACUAUGAAGAAGACACCAAAGAACCUGUUGGAGGUCUCAAAAGUCCCAAUAUUGCCAUUUGUACACUGACUUUACCACAACAGUUAGAACAUUCCACAGAAGAGGUUCAGUGUCCAAGGGAAGAAACAUUGGAGACAAAUACGGAGAAAAAAUUGACUGAACAGAAAAGUAUGAUCGAAGCCGUUUCCAAUCCUGAACAUACCAUUCCUCAUUCAUUUUGUGUAGACACAAGUUCAGAAAUAUCUAGUGCACAGAUUUCUACAUUUAAAGACAAAUCUUCUUCAGUUCCACCUCUGGUAUUAAGUGGAGUCAAUGUUGCUUCACAAACAUCUGUUCCAACAUCUCAGAAGACCCAGGGAAAUGAACACAGGGCUCAAUUACCAGAUUCUUCAGAUUCUGUUAGGCAAAUGCUCCAAGAUGAAAUGUUUAAAUUAGUUCAGCUACAACAAAUCAACUUCAUGAGCCUAAUGCAAAUAGUAGGAUCAUCCUUUGCUAAUAUCCCAGAUAUACAUCAACUUCUACAGCAGUCUCAGUCUGUGCAUUUGGGGCAAAGCCAAGUAUCAAACCCCACAGGAGGAGGGUGUGGUGAUGUCGAAGACAGCAGCAGAAAUCUUAAGGAGCGAUUUUUCAUUAAACCACAUUCCAUGGGAGAGUAUACCAGAGAGCCUGGCAAGAACAGCCCCCACUACCAUGAAGGAAUUAUCCAAUCUGAUCAAACUAGUAAUGGAAAUGUACAGAAUAUUCCACGUGAGCGUAUUCCUUUAUGUCAAUUAGAUGGCCAACCUAAAAAGAGAGGACUAACUCCAACAUCGCAAAACUCACCUCCCACUUCAUUUUCUCCAGCUCCUGGAAAUACUCACCUCCACCUUUUGUCUACACCUUCCGUUGUUCAAAAGACACCUAAACUUAUCCCACUUGCAAAAACUUUUAGUCCUAGUGACAGUUUUCCUUUGCUUCAAUUUCAGCCUAAGCAUGAAUUCAAGCCCCUUUGCUUACAUACGGGAAGAGUUCCACAAGUUCCCUUUAGACCUCUGCCACAGCCAAGAGAGGCUUGGGGAUUAUCUGAUUCUUGUCAACCUGCUUUGCCACAGAAAGUAAUGCAUACUACUUCAAUAUCCCAUUUGAAUUUAAGCCAGUAUAAUACUGAAGUCAUAAAAAAAGCAGUUGAGCAGAAGAAAUGGGAAGAAAGUAUAAUAACAGAAAUUCCUAAGCAUGUGAACUUGGAUCAGUAUGUUGGACAAGAAAACUGGACAACUCAGCAGGACUCUUCAAUAUCUAUAAAACCAGAAAAAAUAUUUGAUAUUAAGCCAGGGCCCCUGGAGAUAUCUCCUCACAGUUCCUUUGGACUUCCGUUAUUACACUUGCAACUUAAACCUCCUUAUAUAUUUUCAUCAACCUCAAGAGCAUCAGUUACAGUUCCCUCAAUACCUAUCGGAACUGUUGCAGAAGAAAGAAAAUACCCAAGACUAUCAUUACUUCAUUCAUGUCUGUCCUCAGAAAAUAUGUACAAAAAACUGCAACUUAUCCCACUUGAAAACCUCACUGCAUUUAAACAAAGACAACAGAAACUAACACCUAAUUUAUUUGAACAAGGUGAUUCUGGACAUCUUCAUCUACUAAAGGUCAAAAUAGAGCCAUCUGAAGUAAGACAAGGAAAGGACAGUAAAAAAAGGCAAAGGAGAAGAGCAGAGAAAGCGUUGCAAGAAAAAAGAUCUGAGAAACCGAAGAGAAAACCAAGUGUGACUUUUCGACCAGAGGAUUCCAUCAUUAAUAAUGAUGAUUCAGAAAUCAUUCAGAAACCCAAGGAACAACAAGAACAUUGUGGUUCCCAGCCUUUGGUUGACUUUGACAUUCCUUUUGAAAUGCUACAAGAUGACCUUAAUACUUCGGCUGGAUUGCAUUUCAUGGCCUCUAUAAAAAAGAACGCUAUAGGAAGUCAGGAUGCAAGUACAAAUACAGACCCAGAACAUGAACCUUUGAAUGUUCCUCAGCUGUUGGAUCCAGAUGUAUAUCUAAAUCUCAAGCUUUCCACUGAAAUAUCAGAUAAACCUUUGUCACCUUCAACACCUCAUGCAGUAACAAAUUUGGAAUUGCCUGUCAGAGAAGAGCCUUCAAACGAUUCCGCUAUCAAACAGCAAAGUGAUCGUCCAGUGGUUCCAUCGUCUGCAGAGUUACAUUAUAUGGCAGCUUCAGUUACUAAUGCUUUUCCUCCACACAAUUUUAAGAGUCAAGAUCUGCUGAAACCAGAGUUCCAAUUCAAAGAAGAGAGAACAAGGUCAGACUCGGCAGAAGAUUACCCGUUGUGGAAACUGCUGCAGGACGUCUCUGCCGCUUGCCCUGCACCAAGCCCUGCAGCUCGCCGACUAGAGCAUCUCACCUCUAAGCUUCAGAAAAUUGAUGAACAGCUGUUAGCAAUACAGAACAUUGCUGAAAAUAUAGAGCAGGAUUUCCCCAGGCCUGAAAGGCUAUAUCUGCAUUGUGAUAAGGUUGGACGAGCAGAUCACAUUGAAUUGUCUUCUGGCCCUGAAUUUGAAAAACCAUUAGCUUCAAAAACCAUUAGCAUUUCUGAAGAAGUACAUUUUUUGACUCUUAUGGAUGAGGAAGAUCAAAGUAACAAGGAGGAGACUUCAGAAGUUGAAUUUUCAGUAACAGAACAUCAUUCUAGUCAGAAAACCUGUGUGUUUCCUACUGCCAGUUCAGCUGUCAGCCUUUCCAGUGACCAAAAUACUACUACUCCUGGUAUGAAUAACAGUGAUGAAUUAUUUGAGAGUGUUUCAGAAGAUCCACUCCAGAUGACUGGAUUGACUGAUAUUGCAGACAUUAUUGAUGACCUUAUAACUAAAGAUGGAAUUUCCAGUGAGGAACUUGGCCUAACAGAACAACAAGCCAGGAAUAUCUCCAGAAUUCAGCAUUCUUCUGGCAGACAUCCACAAAGAACUGAGAAGGAGAGAAGAGAGAUUCAAGUCUGGAUGAAAAGAAAACAAAAAGAAAGAAUGGCAGAGUAUCUAAAGCAGCUGGCAGAAAAGAGAAGGCAAGAACAUAAUCCUUUCUGCCCUAGAAGCAAUCCAUUUUACAUGACUUCAAGGGAAAUCAGACUGAGACAAAAGAGGAAGCAUGAAAAAGACAGAUUGCUGCUCGCUGAAAACUUUAGUCGUCGAAUCUCACAAGCAUAUGGUCUGAUGAAUGAGCUGUUGUCUGAAUCAGUACAACUACCGAAACCAUUGCCUAACAAACCCAGCACAACUCAACCGUCCAGAUGGCAACGCUGCCCUUCUCCAAGAGGAGAGAAUCAACAUGGUCACAACUGUCCAUUAAAUCGACCUAGAAAAGUCAGAUAUAUAACCAAACCAAGUUGUACCCAUAAGGGAAAACCUUCUGGGCAACCUCAAGGCUCACCUUGGUCACGUGGAACUGCCACUUUUACCAUACAGAAAAAAGCUGGUGGAGCCAAAGCAGCAGUAAGAAAGGCUGUGCAGUCUCCAGUUACCUUCCAAAAAGGCUCUAAUGCUCCAUGUCGAAGUUGGCAGCAUACAAAAAAGCGUGGAUGUGCUGGGCUUGUACCUCAAACCAAGCAGGAGUGUGUAGAGUAUGAGAGAGAGGAGACUGUGGUGAGUCCCUGGAUGUUACCCUCAGAAAUCCGUAAGAUCCUCCAUGAGAGUCACAAUUCCCUUCUACAAGACUUGUCACCAACUGAAGAGGAAGAGCCAGAGCCUCCUUUUGGGGUGGGUGGCAUGGACAGCAUUUCUGAGAGCACUGGCAGCAUCCUCAGCAAGCUUGACUGGAAUGCCAUUGAAGACAUGGUGGCCACUGUGUAGAACAAGAGCCUGAGUGUCCGCUGUGCCCUGGACCUGUAAGACCUGGAUAUCAUUCUGUUUCCAAGCACAGGCCAGCACCUCAGUAAUGUGGUUCUGAAAGAUUUGUGGGUUUGAGAGAGAGAAGCAAUGGGAAUUUACCACCUGUAGCCACAUUAUUACCUGGAUUAGCCAUUUUAAGAGGGAAAAUAAAC